AUGGGUGAAGAAAGGUCGUUGAAGUUAGUAAAAAGGAAACUGAAGAUCAUCACCACUGAACUUACAGCAAUGUCAACAUUCAGUUCUCACUUUAACGCUUCCACUGAUGACAUAAACAAAGUUCGUGUACGAUUCGAAAGCCUGCUUGAUACAGUUGACAGAUUUGAAUCGCAUCAAACAGAGCUUGAGGAUCUUGAGGAUGAGGUCCCUGAUAACCUACGGAUUGCUGAGAGGAUGGCGUUUAAAGACCUCUUUUUCAGUGUCAAAUCAUCAUUAAUGAAACUUGUGGAUGCCAGUCAAGAAAACCGUUCAACGUCACCAUCUUAUAGUGAAGUCACUAAGUACAAUGGGGAAAAUGCUAUGAGGUUGCCUCCAAUCAAUGCUCCAAAAUUUACUGGUGAUUGGCAGAUGUGGACAUCUUUCAUUGACUCAUUUAAUGCCAUGUUCCAUAAUAACAAAACUUUGGCACCGGUUCAACGUUUGCAUUACCUAAAGAGUUGCUUAGAAGGUCAAGCGAGUGAUGUCAUAAGAUCAAUACCCACGACUGGAGAAAAUUAUUUGCAAGCUUAUAACACACUUGUUAAUAGAUAUGAAAACAAGGGUGCCAUUAUCCAGUCGCACAUAAGGUCACUGUUGGAAACUCCAAAGGUUGAAGCGUCAUAUACACAACAGCACCAGGGUGUGUCUGCUUGCAUUUCACAAGUUACUGACGAUGUGCGGUAA
Messenger RNA from Aphis gossypii (cotton aphid), 723 nucleotides. RefSeq lists its product as uncharacterized. The transcript has 2 exons. The record is from RefSeq and is a predicted model, not a curated record. Bases 1 to 723 code for a protein of 240 amino acids. Lineage: Eukaryota; Metazoa; Arthropoda; Insecta; Hemiptera; Aphididae.